AUGCCGCCACCUCCAUUCACACUCCCAGAAGGAGGCCAGACAGUGGUUUAUUCCACAGUUAACGACCAUGAGAUCAAGUUCGACUUUUGGCUCCCCCGCACUACAGGCCACCUGCCCGCAAUGAUCUACUAUCACGGUGGCGGUAUGUCCGCGGGUUCACGACGAGGCCGAGCAUUCCCGCAAUGGAUGUACAAUCACUGCCAAGAGAAAGGCUACAUCUUCAUCUCAGCAGACUACCGCCUCUGCCACCCAAGUAACGCAAUUGACCAAAUAAGCGACGCAAAGAACUUAUUCACCUACCUAUCCACCAAAUUCCACCAGAAUCUCCCUGAAUCAACAACCCUGGACACAGCUCGUAUCGCCGUGACCGGGUUCUCAGCAGGUGCAUACUCCGCUCGUGCAGCAUGUCUCUACGCAAACCCCAAACCAGCCGCCCUCCUUUCUGUCUACGGACUUGGCGGAAACAUGUUACUGGAUCACUGGACCCGUGCGCGCCCGCCUACCUCUCUUGCUAAAUUCGUCGAUCUCUCAAGUAUCCCCGAGUUACUAGCUGAUCGCACGGUUAUAAGUGAUGAUUUUGGUGACGGUAUAUCGCGUCGCUUUGCUUUAACGGUUUACUGGGAAAUCGAGGGAUUAUUCCUUGAUGGAGUCUUUCAGAGUCCUGGUUUGGGUAAAUUGCUUGAUGCUGUUCCCUAUGAGCAGCGUUUUGGGAUUGUGCCCCAGGAUUUGAAGGAGGGUAUGUUGCAGGAAUUCGUGAAGGGAGAUUAUCCACCUUCGAUUUUUGUGCAUGGUUUGGCGGAUGAGGUUGUCUCUCCGGAUGAAAGUGUUUUCCAGCAUGAGCAGUUGCAGAAACUUGGGGUUGAUUCGAAGUUGUACCUUAUUCAAGGUGGACCUCAUGGUUUGGAGGGGGCUAUGAAGAGGAUGAUGAUGAUGGGUGUACCUGGAACUGAGGGUGGUGAGAAGGUUAUUCAGGAUACUAUGGAGGCUUAUACGGAGGCGAUGGUCUUUAUUGAUGGUGUUUUUGCGAAAUAG
Penicillium malachiteum is the source of this 1032-nucleotide messenger RNA. Its product is annotated as Alphabeta hydrolase fold. The transcript is spliced from 2 exons. Lineage: Eukaryota; Fungi; Ascomycota; Eurotiomycetes; Eurotiales; Aspergillaceae. The record is from RefSeq and is a predicted model, not a curated record. Bases 1 to 1032 code for a protein of 343 amino acids.